AUGCUCAAACUAGUAUUUAAGAAGAGUUCGCCUAAAACUUACACAAAGAUAGAUGCUGUGAUGCUUAUUGGUACAUCAGAAUUGAUUCUUUCUAGAAAUGCUAAUGAGAAUUUAACAAAUGUGUUAAAGAGAAUUAACUCCAUGUACUCUCCAUGCCAUGACGAUGUUUAUAAUUUAACGGCAGAUUUAAAAAGUGCACACUUGGAUAUAGUUCAUCUGCAAGAAAAUUUCUCAGAAUAUUGCGUUAUUUGUAAAAGCGAUAAACGAAGGAAGACUUCUUAUAAGAAUAAUAUGAGGCACAAAGAAGUACCUCAGAAGGUACAUCCUGCUUAUCUGCAACCUAAUAGAAAGAAAAACUCGCGUCAUAAUUUAUUAAAAAGUCAUUCAAAUUAUGACAAGGUUUUGAAACUCUCUUCGGAUGAAUCCAAGGAGCUAUCACUUUUCAGUUUGUCUGCGCUCCCUGAUGAAGUACUACUAAUGAUAUUAAAAAACUUGGAAUUCAUGUCGUUAUUCCGCAUGAGUUAUGUAAAUAAGCGCUUCAAUAAUUUAAUACGGGACCAUGUAAAUAUUUGCGACAGUUAG
Temnothorax curvispinosus is the source of this 582-nucleotide messenger RNA. RefSeq lists its product as uncharacterized. Gene Ontology annotation, molecular function: protein binding. NCBI's taxonomy places the organism in Eukaryota, Metazoa, Arthropoda, Insecta, Hymenoptera, Formicidae. The transcript has 4 exons. The record is from RefSeq and is a predicted model, not a curated record. Bases 1 to 582 code for a protein of 193 amino acids.